GACUGCGGCCGAUCCACCUCAUGGCGUUCACGAUGCGGAUCUGCAGUCGCAUUAUGCCACCGGUGGUGACCAAGUGUGAGGCGGAGCUCUCCAACCAGGAGCACCUCUGGGGCGCGGCAGCGACGCCCUGCGACGUAGCGGGAGUGGCGUCGAACCUGGUGGCCUGCCACGCGAGAAAGGUGGGCUUUGCGCACGGGGCGGGGCCCAUGGAUUUGGCCAAGGUCUACGAGCGCGUCGCGCUCAAGGCGCUCCAGAUCGAAGGAGAGGAGGUGAACUUCCCAGCGGAACUCCUCAGGCUGCUGUGCGUAAGCUACAGGAUGCCGAGGAGGGCCACCUGGGGCGACACAGUGAGCCAGGAGCUGGAAGUCAACGGCACGCUGGCGGCGGGAUGCUCAUGCGCUACAGGCCGGGCGAAGGUGAUGAUGCACAGGACGCUGACCCUGCUCGCGGAGGAACAUCCGUUGAUCAGGUGCCAGAACGUGGUGGGCGACGUGAUGGUGCAGGCGGUGGGGCGAGCCGAACAAGCCAGGGACCAGCUCCCGAAGCCGAUGGUGAAGACGGAGGACCUGCUGGAGGCGAAGGACUUGGUGGUGGCACGGCACAAGACGCAGUACCAUGGAGGCCACCUGCAGAGGAGUCUCCCCGCGGCGACGGCGAUCUGGGGGAGCGGGAGCGACGGCAUCGCGGACCACAAGCUGCACCAGCUGCGCACGCAGGCGACGAGGGCGAAGGGCAG
This is a messenger RNA of Prorocentrum cordatum, 736 nucleotides long. NCBI's taxonomy places the organism in Eukaryota, Dinophyceae, Prorocentrales, Prorocentraceae. The record is from the annotation of a GenBank genome assembly.